AUGGUAAACACAAGAGUGGGCGGAUCUCAUGGCUCGUCAACUGGAGCUCCGGGAAUCCCAGUGCCCACGCAAGAUCCUCGAUCGCACUACGACCCCACCACAACGGGAUACAACCCUGCCACAGGUGCUGCAUAUUCAAAGCCAACGUCUCAUCAAAAUGACAAUGCCAAUGAACUCUAUUGGUCUCAUCAACAGUCUCACAAUGAGGACCGUAGCACCGGUCAAGAUGAUCGGAGUUGGCAUACUCCGAACACCGUGCAAAGGGCCGAUAUCGAAGAAGCCACGACGACAUCGCAAACGGAUACCGCUUCAAAGUCAACAGCCAGCUCUGGGUUGACCGGCGCUUUGGGGAGAAAAACCAGAGGAGUCGGCGCGAGUGUUCUGGUAAGUACUAAAACCUUUUCUCGUUCUUCCGAGGACCGGCCGCGCCUGCCAAUUACAAGGAUUGGUCGAGACUUGGGCCAUGCAUCUGAGUGGAAGAUUAAUCCGACUUGCUGGUGCCUGGACAAUGAUCAGAGAUCGGGCGAAGCAUUUCGAGGCACUUUGAAUGCUGCUAUACACCGGGCAUUCAAGAGCAAGGAGGAUAGUAUGCAAAAUGAAACGGCCACUCGACAGGGCGAAAGAAAUGUCCCACGAUGA
Messenger RNA from Penicillium oxalicum, 639 nucleotides. RefSeq names its product protein dprC (gene dprC). The record is from RefSeq and is a predicted model, not a curated record. The transcript has a single exon. Lineage: Eukaryota; Fungi; Ascomycota; Eurotiomycetes; Eurotiales; Aspergillaceae. The coding region runs from base 1 to 639 and encodes 212 amino acids.